This is a messenger RNA of Delphinapterus leucas (beluga whale), 7902 nucleotides long. Lineage: Eukaryota; Metazoa; Chordata; Mammalia; Artiodactyla; Monodontidae. The record is from RefSeq and is a predicted model, not a curated record.
GCGGUCCCCGCAGUGUGCGGUAGAGUGAAUGUAGCUGUCAGCUCCCGGGAUGUGGGCGACAGGUUUCUCUUAACACAGCAGGAGUCAUGGCAGCAGCCACCCCUGUGGCUCCUACAGAGCUGGGGAGUAGCCAGGACCUUCAGAUCUUCUUCUUAGGCUGGGCCAGGCUUCCACCAUUAAUUCAAAAAAAUAUUGUUUUGUUUUUACUUUAAUGAAGAGUUUUGCCUAUAUUCCUGGCACUUAGUGUCUUUUUUUUUUUUUUUUUUUUUUGCAGUAUAGUUGAUGUACGGUAUUAUACAUCAUAUCUUUUUUAAGCCCCAGCUCUGUAGCCUAUGCAAAAAUAAGUUCCCCUUUAAAGAAUGUUCGCUCUCAAGGGUCAAAGGAGGAGUAUAGAGGUGGUGUUUGUUCUUUGCUGUUUGUUUACUAAGGAUCUAGGCAGGGAGGCGUUUAUUGCUUUUUUCUGAAGUUGAGGUCAUGGAUUGGGGUGCACUCCAGAAAUGAGCGUUAACAUUUCUGAAGUCAGGCCCACAAGCAUCUCUUUUAAAUGACUUCCUUUAUUCUAACUGCUAACUGUCUCCUUAAUUAUGAGCCUCCACAGUGGCUGUUUCUGAUAAAUUUAGACCGUUUUAAACAGACUUUCAUAUACGGGCAGUCUCAGAAUCAGGCUCUCUCAGGAUUCCUAGGAGGUCUCCUAAGUUGGGGCAUCAUUCCACUAUUCUGAUCUCUUUGUGUAUGAUGUCCUGGGGUUGACUCAGAAACGUUGCUGAACAUAUGACAAAGUAGCAUUUGAUGAACAGGGGUCUCCAGGUUCCCGUUCUCCUUUACAUCCCGAGGAAGACCUUCCACUUAGCUGCGCUUGUCAGUGAAAGUCCAGAUUUACCACUGGAUUAUCUGUAAUUCUGUUCCUUCUCUUCUUUCUCUCAGUAGCAUUAUAGGAGGAGAGAACACUUAAUUCCAGUUGAAUUUCAGCUUGGAUAAAUAUAGGAACAAACUAGAAAGGACCAAUCGUGUUCUCCUAGGUGGAAAAGAUAGAGAUUCCAAAUUGGAAUAAGAGAGAAUCAGCAAAUGUAUGUCACACCAUCUCUCGAUGCUCUGGCAUUCAACACGGUAGGAGUAGUUGGUGAUAAUUACAGUCAAAGUAAUAUCAGAGUUAGGAGAUGGAUCCUAAGCUUUUUAGUCAUUAGACGCAUAAGAAAUUUGUAGCAUAAUCAGAUUGUUUUCAUAGCAUGCGUGUCCAGCUUGAAAUAAGACAUAACUGACCCCACAUAACCCAUACGGCAUCCGUAUCCUCAUCAGUAAAAAAUGGAGGUAGCGGUACCCACCGCAGAGUUCUUACGAGGCUGAAAUGAGGCGAUAAGUUAUGAAGUACCACACACAGCCCAGAACUGUGCAAAUACAGGGUUGUAAUACCAUGUGACGCAUUCACAUCUCAAAACACUGGCGCCCUUAACCUUUAAACAUAGAAAUUAGAAGGAAUAUUGAGACCGGUUUGUUUAAAUUGCCGAAAUUCUCUCUCCUGGCCCUGAACACUUCUGCUGCAUCUGUAUUGGAUUUCAAGAAUUUUCCCUUUUGUCAUCUUGGCCAGAUGCUGGAAUGUCUAUCUCGUGUGAAUCCAGGCUUUUAACAGAGAGUGGGAGCCAGAGGUCAAGUGUCACAUGUAUGCCGUGUCCCUAAAUAUAACGGUCUCCAGGGCCCUUCCCGGCCUGCACAGCACUGUUGAUGCCUUGUGAUUCCUGCUCCCUGGAUGGAGGGUCCUGUGACUAGCCAAGAACUUACCAAGUUCUGCCCACAAAUCAAGUCCCGGGUUUUGAAGCGACAUUGCUGGGAACUCACAGACAAGUGCAGGAUUCACCCGGGAGGCCUGGCAGCCUGUAGAUGACUGAUGUCUAUGCUUUUGCUCCGGCGCCCACAGUUCCUGGGACACAGGAAAAAGCCCAGCUGGGUGUUUGCACCCCAGCCAAGGAGGUGUCUUCCUAGACGCUCCACCUCUCAGCAUUUGUAUUUCUUACAACUGAAGAUGGAUAUUUGUGAAGGAAGGUUAACCUGCCCUCUUAACUCCGCGGUGGUUCUAGCGUCCUAUGCAGUACAGUCUCAUUUUGGAGACCAUGAUUCUUCCAUUCAUCCUCCGGGCUAUCUUUCUGAUAGUCAGUUCAUACCGGAUCAGAAUGAGGACUUUUUAGCGAAGGUGGAGGCGCUCCAUGAGCAGCACAGUGGGCUGAAGCAGUCGGAAGCAGAAUCUUGCUUUAUCAACAUAGCACGGACCCUCGACUUCUAUGGAGUGGAGCUGCACAGUGGUAGGGAUCUGCACAGUUUAGAUCUAAUGAUUGGAAUUGCUUCUGUGGGCAUCGCUGUGUACCGAAAAUAUAUUUGCACAAGUUUCUAUCCUUGGGUGAACAUUCUAAAAAUUUCUUUCAAAAGGAAAAAAUUCUUUAUACAUCAGCGACAAAAACAGACUGAAUCCAGGGAACACAUAGUGGCCUUCAACAUGUUAAAUUACCGAUCUUGCAAAAACUUAUGGAAGUCCUGUGUCGAGCACCAUACAUUCUUUCAGGCAAAGAAGCUACUACCUCAGGAAAAGAAUGUUCUGUCUCAGUACUGGACUCUGGGCUCUAGGAACCCCAAAAAGUCUGUAAAUAACCAGUAUUGCAAAAAAGUGAUUGGAGGGAUGGUCUGGAACCCGGCCAUGCAGAGAUCUUUAUCAGUGGAACAUUUAGAAACCAAGAGUCUACCGUCUCGGUCUCCUCCUAUUACUCCCAACUGGCGAAGUCCUCGACUCCGGCACGAAAUCCGAAAGCCACGACACUCUUCCGCAGACAACCUUGUGAACGAAAUGACGUACAUCACUGAAACUGAAGAUGUGUUUUACACCUACAAGGGCUCCAUGUCCCCUAAAGACAGCGAUUCUGAGAUUUCUCAGAACCGAAGCCCACACCGAGAAGAAAUGAACUCUGUCCUGGCUUUUGUUUCCGAUGACUACCGCAUUUACAGUUCUGAAGCGUCGGCUUCUGAGGGCGAGCACCCGUUUGUCUGCCGGAGUAUAUCCGAGAACAACCCAGCACAAAGCUGCCUGACCCAGAAGUCAUCCAGUUCUGUGUCUCCAUCUUCAAAUGCUCCAGGCUCCUGUUCCCCAGAUGGCGUCGAUCAGCAGUUCUUAGAGGACUUCCACAGGGUGACCAAAGGGGGCUCCACCGAGGACUCCAGCCAGUACUACUGUGACAAGAAUGAUGGUGACGGCUACUUAGUCUUGAUCCGCAUCACACCAGAUGAAGAUGGAAAAUUUGGAUUUAAUCUAAAGGGAGGAGUGGAUCAAAAGAUGCCUCUUGUGGUAUCAAGGAUAAACCCAGAGUCACCUGCGGACACCUGCAUUCCUAAGCUGAACGAAGGGGAUCAAAUCGUGCUAAUCAACGGCCGGGACAUCUCAGAACACACCCAUGACCAAGUGGUGAUGUUCAUCAAAGCCAGCCGGGAGUCGCACACACGGGAGCUGGCCCUGGUGAUCAGGAGGAAAGCUGUCCACUCGUUUGCUGAUAUCAAAUCUGAAGAUGAACUGCACCAGCUUUUCCCAGAGGCCAUUUUCCCCGUGUGUCCGGAGGGUGGAGACACGCUGGAGGGAUCCAUGGAACAGCUAAAGAAGGGCCUCGAAAGCGGGACGGUGCUGAUCCAGUUUGAGCAACUCUACAGAAAGAAGCCCGGUUUGGCCAUCACAUUUGCAAAGCUGCCUCAAAAUUUGGACAAAAACCGAUAUAAAGAUGUAUUGCCUUAUGACACCACCCGGGUAUUAUUGCAGAGAAACGAAGAUUAUAUUAAUGCGAGUUACGUGAACAUGGAAAUUCCUGCUGCGAACCUUGUGAACAAGUACAUUGCCACUCAGGGACCCCUGCCACAUACCUGUGCACAAUUUUGGCAGGUAGUCUGGGAUCAGAAGUUGUCACUCAUCGUCAUGUUGACCACUCUCACAGAGCGAGGGCGGACCAAAUGCCACCAGUACUGGCCCUAUCCUCCCGAGGUCAUGGAACACGGCAGCUUUCACAUCCGCUGUCAGUCAGAGGACUGCACCAUCGCUUACGUGUUCCGUGAAAUGCUGGUCACGAACACCGAGACCGGAGAGGAGCACACCGUGACGCAUCUCCAGUACGUGGCAUGGCCAGACCACGGCGUUCCCGAUGACUCCUCAGACUUUCUGGAAUUUGUAAACUAUGUGAGGUCCCUGAGAGUGGAAGGUGAACCCGUCCUAGUUCACUGCAGUGCUGGGAUAGGUCGAACCGGUGUGUUGGUCACCAUGGAAACAUCCAUGUGCCUGAUCGAGAGGAACCUGCCCAUUUACCCACUGGAUAUUGUUCGGAAAAUGCGAGACCAGCGCGCCAUGAUGGUGCAGACAUCAAGCCAGUACAAGUUUGUGUGUGAAGCGAUCCUUCGUGUUUAUGAAGAAGGCUUAGUCCAAAUGCUGGAUCCCAGUUAAGAUGACUGUGAAGACGUUCAUUCCUCUUUCCCAAGGGCGUCCUCCUUCUCUCUGGAAACAGCAAGAGGAAUUUGUAGGCUGUGGGAAAGGAAUGAGCAUAUUUGAACCCAAGCACUUUAAAUUUCUAUUAAAAGAAAAAGGUAUCGUGUACAUAGGAACUGUGUAGAUAACGCAUGCGGUUAUAGCAUCAUUUAGGCCCGCACCUCCUCCGGAGAGAUAAGCAGAAGGGGAUCUCAGUUUGGGGCCUGUCCUAAUGCCUCCCUCCUUCUCCGUCUCCAUAUUCCUGUAAACCAUCCUUGGGCAAUUGAGAGGGGUCGCCAGCAACCCUGUUGACCUCCCAGAAACGAGAUGGUGUGGCUGUUCAGAGUUGCUUGGAUGAGUUGUGUGUAUAUGUGUAUAGGACUAAGGGCUGAGCUUUCCGUGUGUCUGGGCGGAGCUGGAACAGUCAGCGUUCACCUGCCCUGAUGCUAACGAGAAACCCCAUGAAUGUACUGAACGGCAGGGGGUGGGGUGUCAGGCCUAGGGGCAAGCAGUGCCUUUUCUGCCCUCCCUUCCUUGGCCCCAUCUCCCUGCCACCUCCAAUAUUCACGUUUCUGAGAAUCGUGUCCGAAUGCCCUGCCUUCUCCCUGCAUUAGUGACCCUCCUCAGGUUCACACCAGCGCCUGAACCGGGCAGUGCAGGUUUCGGGUGAGUUUUCAGUUAAGACUCUGAGAACAAGGACUCCCAGUGUUGUCCCACGUGUUCGUUUUUGGAGCAGGUGCCUCUUGCCUCUGCUUUCCUCUUGCUGUACCCUCAGCACCCAGGACUGGAAUCAUCCACUACUGAAUCUAAGACAUGGAUUGCUGCUACUUCGAGCUAUUACACUUGAAACAUUACAAUUUUCCUGAGGGGAGAUGGGAUAUCACCUAAAUAUUCAGAAUCUUUGGCCCUUCUGAGAAAAGAUCUAGUCGUUGAGCCAUGGGAAACCCAGCUUCUAGAGGGUUGCCUGUGGAGGUGUGUGUGUGUGUCUGUGUGUUGUGUGUGCUCCCACGGGUGAGUGUUUCUUGGGAUUCCUAACUUGAUUCAAAUUACAGUUGAGUUUAUAUAAAGAAUGAGUCUCUGUAUAGAAGAACAAAUGUGUGCAUUCACUUAGUUACAAUGGUCUUCGUUUCAUUUCAAAGGAGAGGAUCAGACUAUCUGAAUAUAAACACAAUUUGAUGUUAAUUUAUUCUAAGCACACCAUGAUUUUGAUUGUCCUAAAGAAUUCUGCCUUUGUUAAUACUAUGUUAAUUUUUUUUUUUUAAUUUGUGACAGGAUUGUAGCAAAUUAUUAUUUAAGGAAAAUAAAUUACGUAAACAUUCUAAAGUGGUAUUUUGAAAUAGUGGUUUUAUGUAUCCAGAAGAAACAGCUAAGUAUCCAAUUUCUUAACGGGAUUUAUAGAAAAAGGAUGGUUUCAUGUUAUAGUGCACUGAAAUGAGGCCGUUUUGAUGUUUAGCAAACUGGGCUAGUUGAGUAGUUUCCUGGUCACAAACUGGGUAAAAGACCUUUACUGUAGGGGCCAGGUUUCUAAAGGUUGUCUCCAGACCGAGCAUAUUUACCGCAUUCUUUACAUCUUUUCCCCACCGAUGCUUUACUGUUAAAUGGCCAGGGUGGAGGAAGGUGUUGUGCCGUGUCAUGAGCCAUACUGUGCGACAGGAGACACCGAAGCCCCAUCCUUGUCAGGGUAACGCCAGGCUAGCAGAGUGUAGCAGCAGAGUCUGGAGCUAAGGGGUACGGGAUUUGGUUUCUGAUUCCACUCAAAAGCUAGCCCUAGGCCUAGUCACUUAUGAGCUUUACCUCCAUCUUCUCAUCUGUAAAAUAGGAGAAAUAAAUAAUACUGAGGACUUUGGGUCGGAUAUGAGUAUUGAAUAAGAUGAUGCUAUGAAAAUUUUCAUCAGCUGGAAUCUGACACUGCUCUGGAUGAAUUACUUUGAAAAGUUAACUUAUCAGUGACUAGCCCCCAGAUCCAUGAAACAGAAGUAGAAGCAGCUGGGUUUUUGUAAGAGAAAAUCGCUUUUCUUCUCAAGAGCACCAAGGGCACAAAGGAGUAUCAUACAAGUACUUCUGGACUCAGAAAAUUUGAUCAGCCAGGCACCAAAAAAGAGGGAAAGCUGAAGUGAAUUUAAAUGCCGUCAGGAUACUGAGCAAACCAUGGCCAUUUGAUAAAAAGGCAUCCUCACCCUCUGUGUAAAAAGCUUGUGAAGCCUAAAUGAGUUUGGAGAUUUAUGUUUUAUUCUUUUUUUAAGAAACAAAUUUUUUCAUAUGGUUGAGGAAAUGCUGCCGUUCUUUUACAUCAGUUUCCAAAAAGUUUACCGAAGGUUGCAACCAGCCUUUUUCUGCCACUGUGCGGGCCAGUAGUUCAGACUCAGCAGAUGUUACCAGGAACAAAAUCCAUGAAAUCCUGGGGAAGAACAAGACAAGAGAGUUAUCGAAAGGAGUAAAAUAUGCAAGUUGAUACUACAGAUGCUACCAAUUAAUUUAUGGAGUUCAAGAUUCCUGCUUCAUCACCUUAUACACUUAAGCAAUUAUACCUAAGAAGCCCGUUUUAGCCCAAAGUGAAGAAUGUCAUCAAAAUCAGGAUAAACAUUUUGCCUGGGAAAUUGGGGUAUGAAUGGAGAAGACAUUUACAUCCUGUGUUCUGGCACUCUCGGAAGAUCUAAUUAGACUCGUCGAUGUGCAGACAUAAAAUGGGAAAUCCCUCCUGGUGUCACUCCAUAGAACCUGUACUAGGUGUUUUGAUUUUCCAGAACGAGAGAUCCAACUCAGUUUGGUUGGGGGAGAAGCGGGGAGGGUUGGAUCACAAACUUGGGCUGGUCUUUAGUUCCUACCACAGUAACUUAUACUUCAGUUUGCUUUGAGAUUAGCAUAGAUGCUGUUGCUGCAAAGUUGCUGGUUGAUGUUUCUUGUUCCUCGUAGAACUUAUCGUAGAACCGGAGGCAACGAAGAGGCAGCAUCAAUGGGAAAGGGUGGGCAGAGGCAGGACGUGGGUCUAGAUUAGACUUAGACAAGAUGUGUCGCCCUCAGCCCUCACUUUCCUUCUAAGUAAAAGGGGGAGUUUGGGCUCGAGGGGAUGAGCUCUGGUCUUUUUCAACAUCUGCCGUUCUGGGAGUCUAUUCCAGAGAGUCAAGGUUAAUCCUAAACCAAAACCUCCAGUAAGCUACUGGAGAGAGAUGUAUCACGUUUCUGGAACUUGUCUCCAAGAGCUGGUCCCUCAGACCUUGGCAAAGACUCUGACCUCAGCCUGGGAAGCCAAGCAGGGAGGGAGUCCAAUGGCCGGGCUGUCCAGCAUCUCUAUAACUCACGUUCCCUCUAGAGUACCCAAGGGAUUUGUGUUGUCAUGUAGUUUUGAAAAGUAUCUUAAUUGAUUAGCAAUAUUUUGUCUGUAAAGUUGUAGUGUUUUUCAUUCUGACCUGUUCUUUCAGUGA